Aspergillus piperis CBS 112811 is the source of this 1408-nucleotide messenger RNA. RefSeq names its product alpha-1,6-mannosyltransferase. The record is from RefSeq and is a predicted model, not a curated record. Gene Ontology annotation, biological process: protein N-linked glycosylation. Lineage: Eukaryota; Fungi; Ascomycota; Eurotiomycetes; Eurotiales; Aspergillaceae. The transcript is spliced from 4 exons. Gene Ontology annotation, molecular function: alpha-1,6-mannosyltransferase activity. Gene Ontology annotation, cellular component: mannan polymerase complex. Bases 43 to 1284 code for a protein of 413 amino acids.
UCUGUCUUCCGGAAGAUGAAAAUGCUGUGAGAAACCUACGGUAUGGCACCUACUCGGUUGCGGCGUUUGGCCAUCAUCGCCCUUAUCGGCGCGGUGUUAAUGAUUUGCAUCUGCCAGCAACGUACCAAGUUCGACACUAAGCCGAUAGAUCUCGAGGAUCAGUACCCACUACUGUACCGUCAUGUCCACACACACAAUACCGAGGGAGGAGCAUGGUAUAUCCCGCCCAAAUGGACCAGCGCAUCCAAACCACCUCCGAAGAAUAUUGUCGAAGCGGCCGAGCUAGCUCUUAGCGCCGCCCGAGCUUCCCCAGACGGGUACCUUCCUCACUCAACAAUUCCUAUGAUCGUACAUCAAACCUGGAAAAACACAAGAAUCGACACCUGGCCCCAUAUCAUCCGUCACAGCGCAGAGCGAUGGCUUCAGACUGCCGAAGGCGAGAUGGCCUACUUUCUGUGGACAGACGAGGGAAUGGAACAAUUCAUUCACCACUUUGAGCCGGACCUGGAGAGCCACUAUGCGCAUCUGGCGCGCAAUGUUGAGCGAUCAGAUGUGUUUCGCAUCGUGAUCUCCAAAUGGAUUGGAGGCGUGUAUGGCGAUAUCGAUACCGAACCGCUUCGCAAACCUGCCGACUGGAUCACCCCGACCGAUCUGCAUGCCUGGAACGAUACACGAGCCGGUACAUCCUAUAACUCGACCGCCCCAGUACGCGCGAUUGUCGGCCUCGAGGCUGAUUGCCCUGAGGGGUCCGAUACGUACUGGCGCAUGGGCUACUCACAGCCCGUGCAGCUUACGCAGUGGGCGUUUGCCUGGGCCCCGGGCCAUCCUAUCCUGCAGACAUUCAUCGACCGGCUAUCAGCAACGAUAGGAGAUAUCUCCAACCGCUACGGUGGAUCACUCCAAUCACGAGCCGCUCGACAAGAGCUUAUGAAUCUGGAUCCGCUCACGCUUACCGGUCCUGCUGCCUUCACCGACGUCGUGCGGAGUAGACUGGAAGAGGUGGCUGGCUUACGCUGGCAUGCACUGUCAGGUCUGAAGGACGGAGGGAAGAGUAAGCUGGUUGAUGAUGUGCUUAUCCUCCCAAUUACUGGAUUCAGUCCGGGACGCGGCAAAUAUGGCAAUAUGGGCUCCAAGCCAAUCACUGACCCUUCCGCGCGCCUGAGGCACCUGGCACAGGGAUCGUGGAGGGCCUUCGACGUGAGAGUUGAGUACGGAAAAUUCUGUCGGACUGUCCUGGGAAUGUGUCGCGACUGGUCAAAAGUGCCUACUGUUGCUGUUCAAUGAUUCGGUAUCUUUUGGUUUAUGAACGUUCACGGCGUUUGGGGGUUGGGGGGAUCAGGAUUAAUCGCGAUUAUAAUAUUAUAAACGGCUUAUAAGAUACCCAAUCAGAUUUUCAUAAUUCAUCUGC